Messenger RNA from Cylindrotheca closterium, 2844 nucleotides. The record is from the annotation of a GenBank genome assembly. NCBI's taxonomy places the organism in Eukaryota, Bacillariophyta, Bacillariophyceae, Bacillariales, Bacillariaceae.
AUGCCGUCCCGCCGGUGGAUAUCCAAUGAUGCCAAGUCCUGCUUUGACCGCAUUGUCCACUGGGUGGCAAUCAUUAGCCUGAUGCGCUUUGGGAUUCAAUGGCGUACCCUUCGCUCCAUGUUUGUCACCCUGAUGAAGUCUAAACACCGGGUGCGUACGGGGUUUGGUGAUUCCGACCGUGUCUUUACUCCUCCGACCCUGAUCCCAUUCCAAGGAUGUGGACAAGGCAAUGGGGCAGGACCUCCUGUCUGGGUGGCAAUUAGCUCCAUUCUCUUGGGGAUGAUGAUUAGCAAAGGCUUUGGCUUUGACUUUCUUAUGUCAAUAUCUUGGGCUCCGCUCUUGGCCGAUUGCUUUUGUUUUGUCGAUGACACUGAUGUCUGCCAAGCUGCACCAUCUCCUGACCAGUCUGGGGAAUCUAUUGUCCCAGCGGUGGCCAAAGCACUGCAAUGGUGGUCCAACGGCGUCCGCCUUACUGGUGGCGCCAUCCGACCAGAUAAAUCCUUUUGGUAUCUGAUUGACUUCAAGCAUGUCGGAAUUGCGGUUGAAUUGGAUGAUCUGGAUGGCACCUCUGUGCAUCUAAAGUGGCUCGAAGCGGAUGAAUUGGCCAAGACGUUGGGUAUUCUGAUGUCCCCCUGCUCCAACAGUAAAGCUCAACUCGUGGUUAUGCAAGGGAAGGCAAAAGCAUGGGCGGACCAGAUCCAACCUAGUUUCCUCCAACAAUAUGAUGUCCUUCCUCUCCUUUGCACCACAAUCCAGAAGACUUUGGAGUACCCAAUGGCGCUCACCUUCUUCUCUCCACAGGAGUGGGACCAGAUACUAUCCCCAGUGCUCCGGGCGUCACUGCCCAAGGCUGGUAUCUGCCGCAACUUUCCUCGUGCUAUGGUCUACGCCCCCAUUGCACUCCAGGGAGUGGGUGUUCCCCAUCCGUACGGCCUCCAAGUCAUCAAGCACUUGGACAUGCUACUUCGCCAUCCGGCUAACCAGACCAAAACGGGCGCCUUCUUGGAGGCAGUCCUCCAGGCACAUCAGCUCAAGACCGGUACCUCCUAUGGCCUCUUCCAACAAGUCUAUUCCAACACCUCCAUCCUGGCCUCUGAUAUGUGGGCCAAGCGGACCUGGAGUGAACUUGAUUCUCUCUCCAUACAUCUGGAGUUUGAUUCUCCCUCCCUCCAACCAAUGCGCCAAGGGGAUCAACUGUUAGUGGACUUGUUCAUUGACUCUUUGGUGGAUCAGCAUACAUUGAAAUGGCUCAACUGGUGUCGGAUCUUCCUUCACGCUGUCACUCUCUCCGAUAUUGUGAAUGCUGAAGGGACAGCGAUCACUCUGGACGCAUGGAAAGGGAUACGAGCAGAUUACCUUGCUGACAGGUACCAAUGGCCCCGUACUGCUCGUCCGUCUAAUCAGUGGUGGACUAUGUGGCAGCAAUGGAUUUCUACUCACCUGACAGGCCACUCCAACCGACGCCGCCUCAGCUCCCCGUUAGGCCUGUGGCACUCAGCUGACUUGUCCUGGAAGUGGCAAUACUCCCCCUCUACCAAUACCCUGUUCCACCACGAGGGUCAGAUAUGGAUCCCAUCUGAGCCUACUUCCUCCACCAGCCGCCAGCGCACCUUCUACUUGCCUCGCCACUUCAACCUUGAUCUCCCACCUCUACCAGUGAACACUGUCCGCGCCUUGGUCUCUGUCUUCUCUAGCCGGUCUCCAAGCCACAAGAGCCGGGUCCUCCUCCACUCUACUGGCCCACACCAACCAGCCGAAACACCUCACCAACCCGCCGAAACACCUGCCCCCCAUCUUCCAUCCUUGAUCUUUGGCACCAAUUUGGCAGUCUGGCUGAGUCAGGUUCUCACGGCUGGGUUCCAGAGGAAUAUCAUCUGGAUCACCUGCCAAACCCCUGGAAAAUUUGAGGAUCAGAGUUCAACGCGAAGCGAAUUGAUUGGCCUUAUGGCUUCUCUCCUGGUGCUGGAAUGGAUGGCUCAGCUUGCCCAACUGAAGCUCUUUGCCAGCCAACCUUUGGUCGAGAUGGCCUGCGACGGCCUCAUCGCCCUGGAUAAGUCCUUCUCAGAAGCACAUCUGUCCUUGUCUGGCGCGCAGUUUGACUUGGCCUCCACCAUCCGGGCCUUGCUUUGCCACCUUCCUCUCCAAGUUCAUCGGCAUCAUGUCAAGGGCUCACAUCAUGGAGCUGGUCUCUCUUCCUGCCCUUCAUAUUGGUCCUCCAAGGACCGCCUCUCCGAGCAGUCCAUCCGUGAGGUCGAUUGGUUGUCUCUGGCACGCGCCAUGAAAGCCCUCCCGGCCAAUCUUCAACGCUGGACACCCAAGCAUAUCUCCGGUAUGACAGGGGUGGGAAAAUUCUUGGCCAUUUGGAAGCGUUCGGCAACGAGCUCUUGCCCCAGAUGCUCCUCCUGCCCGGUGGAAGACCACCUCCAUGUCCCACGCUGUUCUGCUCCUACUGCAGCUGCAGAAUGGUCGAAACGCCAUCUUGCCUUCCGGACCUGGAUGCAGACCCAGCAGACCGCCCCAGAGAUCGAAGCCUUCCUCUUUGAGUACCUGAAGACGGUCCGCCAGCCUACCCUGGGAGUUCCCAAUGUCCGAGCCUGGUCUUGCCAGCCUCAUCUCUUCCAACGUGCAAUCUCCUCCCAAGCCAAGCUUGGGGCCCAGGGCCUCCUUGAGGGCCUAGUGUCCCCCAAAUGGAGACAUCUGCAGGCCCUUCACUUCUCCUACAUCGGCUCCAAGAAGUCCGCCAACCUUUGGGCUUCCCGCCUGAUCCAACAACUGAUCCGGAUCGGGCACUACAUGUGGAAAGACCGCAACCGGCUUGCCCACUCUGAAGACAGCUCCUGGUAA